Molecule: messenger RNA, 4209 nt
Organism: Arvicola amphibius (Eurasian water vole)
Lineage: Eukaryota; Metazoa; Chordata; Mammalia; Rodentia; Cricetidae
Gene: Ero1b
Product: endoplasmic reticulum oxidoreductase 1 beta
Exons: 16
Coding region: 174-1577 (467 amino acids)
Biological process (GO): protein folding in endoplasmic reticulum
Cellular component (GO): endoplasmic reticulum membrane; endoplasmic reticulum
Molecular function (GO): protein-disulfide reductase activity; thiol oxidase activity; FAD binding
Source: RefSeq, a predicted model, not a curated record
GGGCGCGCAGCGCUGGUACAUCAGUCGCUGCUGCUGGGGACCGUAGAGCGUUUCCAUCCUGAGGCCGGCGCGCAGACCUCGGGUCCUGGAGGCUCCCGGUUCCCGGGCACUGCCUCCAGCCGUCGUCAUCGCGGCGGCCCACCGUUCCCCAGCUCCGAGCGGCCGAAGUCACCAUGAGCCCGGGGUUCCGCCGGGCCGUCGCUGGGCAGGGGGCGGUGGCCGCCGUGCAAUUGCUGGUCACCCUGAGCUUCCUCCCAAGUCUCGUCAAGACCCAGGUGACUGGAGUGCUGGAUGAUUGCUUGUGUGACAUUGACAGCAUUGACAACUUCAACACCUACAAAAUCUUCCCCAAGUUAAAAAAGUUACAAGAACGAGACUAUUUUCGUUAUUACAAGGUCAAUCUGAAGCGACCAUGUCCUUUCUGGGCAGAAGAUGGCCACUGCUCAAUAAAAGAUUGUCAUGUGGAGCCCUGUCCAGAGAGUAAAAUUCCAGUUGGAAUUAAAGCUGGGCGUUCAAAUAAGUAUUCACAGGCGGCAAACAAUACCAAAGAACUGGAAGACUGUGAGCAGGCCAACAAGCUGGGCGCCAUCAAUAGUACAUUAAGUAAUGAAAGCAAAGAAGCAUUCAUUGACUGGGCGAGGUACGACGACUCACAGGAUCACUUUUGUGAACUUGAUGAUGAGCGCUCCCCUGCUGCGCAGUACGUGGACCUGCUGCUGAACCCAGAGCGGUACACUGGCUACAAGGGCUCCUCGGCAUGGAGGGUGUGGAACAGCAUCUACGAAGAAAACUGCUUCAAGCCUCGAUCUGUGUAUCGUCCUUUAAAUCCUCUGGCACCCAGCCGAGGGGAAGACGACGGAGAAUCAUUCUAUACCUGGCUAGAAGGUUUGUGUCUUGAGAAGAGAGUAUUCUAUAAGCUUAUAUCAGGACUACAUGCUAGCAUCAAUUUACAUCUGUGUGCAAAUUAUCUUCUGGAAGAAACCUGGGGUAAACCUAGUUGGGGACCUAACAUCAAAGAAUUCAAACGCCGCUUUGAUCCUGUGGAAACAAAGGGGGAGGGUCCAAGAAGGCUGAAGAAUCUGUACUUUUUAUACUUGAUUGAGCUUCGUGCUUUGUCAAAGGUGGCCCCUUAUUUUGAGCGCUCAAUUGUUGAUCUUUACACUGGCAACUUGGAAGAAGAUGCUGACACCAAGACUCUUCUCCUUAGCAUAUUUCAGGACACAAAGUCCUUCCCCAUGCACUUUGAUGAGAAAUCCAUGUUUGCAGGUGACAAGAAGGGGGCCAAGUCAUUAAAGGAGGAAUUCCGGUUACAUUUCAAGAACAUCUCCCGUAUCAUGGACUGUGUGGGAUGUGAUAAAUGCAGAUUGUGGGGGAAAUUACAGACUCAGGGUUUAGGAACUGCCUUGAAGAUACUAUUCUCUGAAAAAGAAAUCCAGAAACUUCCGGAGAACAGUCCAUCUAAAGGCUUCCAGCUCACUCGGCAGGAAAUAGUUGCUCUUUUAAAUGCUUUUGGAAGGCUUUCUACAAGCAUAAGAGAAUUACAGAACUUUAAAGCGUUAUUACAGCACAGGAGGUAAUGAAGACUUUUCUAUGUCUCUCUGUAGACAUAACGGACUGUGUGAAGCCUUUUAGCUUUGGACAUUGAGCAGACAAAGUGUCUAAGACUUCAAGAAUUCUGAACUCUUAAAGAGAAAAUUCAAAUGUUCACUUGAAUAUUUAUGAUCCUUAAUAGAAUAUCGAUUAGAGAUAUUUAUAAAUGAAGUAUAUACUUUAAAAUUGUAAGUUAUACUAAUCCCAUGUUUGUUUCACAUUGGUUUUGUUUGUAUUGUAUUGCCCUGCAUUCCUUGUUGUCAAACUUUAAAUGACUGUUUAUCCUGAGAAGACCUAGGGAACCAGUGCUGCCUAGGGCUGGUCUCAGUGACAGAAAGUUGUCAGUGCUGUAGUUAGUGUUUCCACCUUGCCUAACACUGUGUGUCAUCUUCUGUGAUACGGGGCUGUCACUAUAACGAAUAGGCCUUUCAGUGAUUAGUGAGAGAGGUUCUGGAUGAUUUCCCAGGACUCAACCACUUUAAGAUGCUUAAUUGCUGUUGCUGCUUUGGUUUUGGCCUAAAGGGACCUGCCUUGGUGGGAGUGGGUAAGUGCCCUCUCGUGCUUACUUGGCCAGAUGUCCCGUGUACACCAGGCUGGCUCAAGAGUGGAGUGUCCAUUCCCUAAAGCCUACAGUUCCUCUUCUUUGGGCUUCUUCAUUCCUCUCCUAAUUAUAAACACUCUCAGUUACUUCAUGAAAAGCCCUAUUUAUUUAACGGAUUGUUUAUUCAUAAAAGUUGAAUGGGAUCCUGUGGGUUUAUAAUGCUAAUUGCAUUAUACACAAAUUUUGCUGUUUUAAAGUAAGCAUUUUCAAUAUUUGAUUUUGACACAAUCUAUGCAAUCCUCUACCUCUUGGUGUGAUUCUGUCUGGUGAGAUGCUUUGGCAGGAGUGUCACUUCCCCCUACUCCAUCUUCAGUUCAUCCCAGAUCAGCCGUCCGUGGUGUGACUCAAGACAGUACAGGACUGGAAGGCCCUAGACUGUCAUUUUUUAAACCUGGGAUUUAAAGUCUUUAAAUAUUUUAAAUUUUGGUUCUUUUAAAGGUGGCAGUGGAUAAUGAGAUUAAUUGAAAGGUUUUUAUCUGUGUGGAAGUAAUGCGAGUCCAAAGUCUCGCUUUUCCUUAGAUUCCGUCUUUCUGAAGUAAACAGUAAGUGCUCUUAAACCCAUAUCUUAUCUGCCAAAGUCUGACCUGUCUUCCUUGUGACUUCAUGGUGUGUGCCAGAUUGAGUUGGCUCCCUCCUCUCCGUGCUUCGUCAUCCACUGUGGAGGUGAUGGGGCUGGGGCCCCACUACUUAUUUCCCUCCUAGUUCCUAACCUUUAUAAACUUAAUGUUUUGUUGAUAGUGCUGAACUUUGUAGAUUGAUUAUUUUUAUAAGCUGGCUUUCAGUUUUUUCUUUGCUUUUUAUGUUAAAGAGCUGCAAGUGUUGCCGUGUGAUGGGAGUGGGCCACUGUAAGACAGAAAGCCCACAAAGUGAAUGCCAGUGACCUCGCUAGUGCAUCAGUAAGAAGUGUUCUGUAGUGUCCAUUUAGAAUGUAAGGAAAUGUGAAAUUUUUGCACUUUGUCUGUUUUUAUUUUAAAUGCAGAGGUCAUUUUGGUGAUGUUACUUACCAUUCUACGGUUAGAUGCUAUUGUUUUACACUAUUGGCUUGAGAAAAAAAUCUUCAUUUCCACUUACUGAAUUUUUCUUAACUGUGAUUUAUUUCAAGCUUAGGACACACAGUAGUAUUGGAGUGUUCUAGGAAACUGAAAAGCUGUGGUUAAGUUAGAAUAUACUCAAGGUUUUACUGAAUUUCCUCAGUAAAGGAAGUAUUUUUAAGUUGAUGUUCGUUGGAUAACUUUUACAUACAUCACGAUUGUGUGCGUGGCCUGUAUUUCCAUGUAUCUGAGGACUGUGGAGACUGUAAGCUGCUGAGCUGGGCAUGAGGCUGGUCCCUAGGAGGCUGUCUGCAGUUCUGCACCAGUGCUGGGGAUACUGCCUACACGAGAGCGCUUGACAGCUGAGCCACAACGUGCUGUCUGUCUCGUCACCUACCGUAAAACUCUAGCACCUGACAAGCAAAACCGGUGGGAAUGAGUGUACCCGAUGACAUAAUCAGCAUGAAGAAGAGCACGUGUUUUCCCUUGGUGGCCUACGCCUGUUUUCCUGUAAUGGCAUUCGCGUGAGACAGACUGACAUACUAAAAUGGUCAGUGUUCAGUACGCCUCCUGUUCUGGAUUAUGUGGCGGAUCAGCCAGAACAACAAGAUCUCAGUUUUGAAAGUUGACAAGUCAAAUGUUGGGCCUCUGUCGUGUGUGUGAAACGCUAUGCCGUAUUUCUCGACUCUGCCUAGGUGCCACUGUGUAUAAGGACAGCUGUGCUGGUCCUCUCAGCACUGCCUUCAGCUGGACAUCUGGACACAGUUCACAGUAGGCCUCCCCACAGCUGCGGGAAGCCAAGGCUAGUCACCAGAAGGUACACGGUGUCAUGGAAAUUCCGUGGUACAAGCCAAGCACAGAAAUCCACAUGUCCUUUAUUUGAAGUAACAUCUACAGGUGCAACUUUGAGUUUUUGGAGAAUCCCAUAUAAUUCGCUGUUGUACCCACCAGAAUCUAGACCAUGAAUUAAAGUACAUGUUUCUGCAA